ACGGGCGGGGGCGGGGCCGGGACAGUGGUUCCCCGAGUUCGGAUCCCAGGAGGCCCUGCGGCCGCCGCGCAGGUUCCGUCCGCCGGGGUCGUGAUGGAGCUGCCUGCCGUGAACCUGAAGGUGAUUCUCCUGAUCCACUGGCUGCUGACAACCUGGGGCUGCAUCGUGUUCUCAGGAUCCUACGCCUGGGCCAACUUCACCGUCCUGGCCUUGGGCGUGUGGGCCGUGGCCCAGCGGGACUCCAUUGACGCCAUAAGCAUGUUUCUGGGUGGCUUGCUGGCCACCGUCGUCCUGGACAUAAUCCACCUCGGCGUCUUCUACCCGCGGUCCGGCCUCUCGGACACCAGCCGCUUCGGGGCUGGCAUGGCCAUCCUCAGCCUGCUCCUCAAGCCCGUCUCCUGCUACCUCGUCUACCACAUGUACCAGGAGCGCGGCGGGGAGCACCUCUUCCACUCAGGCUUCCUCAGGCCUUCUCACGACCACAGCGCCUACCAGACGAUCGACUCUCCAGAGGCACCUGCCGACCCCUUUGCAGGCCCGGAGAGCAGGGAUCCAGCCGUCCGAGGGUACUGAAGCCAGCCGCGCGGAGCCUGGACCCACGCCAGGCUGCCCACUUCCUGGUACCUGGGCGGUCGUCCUGCCCCGCGUGGCAGGUGUGGCCUGAAUCAGUGUCCUGAGACGCCAGGACCCGUGCGGACACCUGUCCCAAACUCCCCAAGGCCUCCCACCCGCAAAGGCCGCCCACGGUCCCCAGGCGGGAACCCUGGUCUCCUUCACUCCCACGCCACAGCUGCGUGGAGCAGCCCCGUUGUACCUGAGUGUGGCGGAUCAGUGAGGCCCGCUCACGUCUCCCCUGGUCUGUGGGGCCCCUCCAGAGCAGCCCGGAGGGCUCCAGAUCACGCUUGGCCCGGGAGUGAGGUCCCCGAGCUUCCCACUGCCUGGCUGCUCGGCUGCGGCCUGGAGGAGGUGUGUGAGCAGCACCCAGGACCCUCCAGGCCUGCAGGGCCCCUCGGGGCCACGGCAUGAAAGUCAGGAAUUCUGGGACGGGCUGCAUUUCAAGCCAUGUUUGAUCUGGCUGGGCUGGGGCCUGGCUGCUCAUGGCUGGGACAGUUUCUCCUGGCUGAGCUGCCUGUUCCGUUGUGGCUGGAGGAAAAGGACUCACACAGCCGCAGGGCUGGACCUGCCCUGAGCCUGGCUCUGGCCUCGCCAGGGCCACAGCAGCCAAGGGCAUCCGGGUGUCUCCAUCAGAUGAGCCAGCCGUCGGUCUGGACCCUGCCCUGCCGCUGAGUCGCCGUGUGCCUUCCGUGUCUUCUGGAAAGGGCUGAUGCCUGCCAGAUGGUGGCUGCAAAGUCCGUGCCAAGUGCCUGGGCUGUGAAGGGCUCCCCAGGGCACAGCCAGCUGGCGGUGAUGAGCACGGGCGGGGAGGUGAGGGCGACUCUCACCGCGGCUGUGGCGUUCUGGCCUCGGAGCUGACUUGGGUUCAGAGUCCCUCCAGUCCCAAGGCCAGGUCCCGCCCUGUUGUGUCCCCUCUGGUUCCCUGGCAUCCAGAGGUCAAGAUCAUGGACACAGUCCCCCACCAUUGUUGUGGAGCCGUCAGUCAAUCAGAGGAGGCUGAGUAGCUGCCAGGCCUGCAGGGUGCUGGGGGCUUCUCGGCAGGCAACAGCCUGAGGCCGACAGGGCCCUGCAGUGCAGCCCGGGAGGCUGGGCGGCCGCGGUUGUGUGAUGGUGGAGACAGCCACGCUGUUGUCCAUCCCUGUGCAGCGAGCGCACCAGCAGUGGAGUGAACAAAGCAUGCUUGUCCAUCAGAGCGGCUGCCGCGCUGUGCGUGGAGCCGGCUGCGGAGUGGCAGGUGCAGGAGAACGUUGUGCGUUUUAACACCUCAGCAGUGCCACAGGUCAGUCAGUCUUUCUCCUUUCUAAGAUUUAUUUAUUUGGAAGGCAGAGUUAGAGGGAGAGAGCUUCCUCUGCUGGUUCUCUCCGCAAACGGCCGCAGUGGCUGAGGCUGGGCCGGACUGAAACUCCAUCCCAGUCUCCUCCUGGGCCGGGGGACCCCAGGGCUCGUGCCCUCUCUGCUGCUUUCCCAGGCGCAUUCGCGAGCCCGAUCGGAAGCAGAGCACCUGGGACUGGAACUGGUGCUCCUGUGGGAGGCCAGUGUCACAGGCAGGGGCUUAACCCACUGCACCACAACACUCCUCCCUGUGUGUCAUUCGGGGCUGUGCACGUGGCACAAUACAAAACCGUGGGCCGGAAGGACACGUCCUGUUCUUGAUGGUAGUGGCCUUGAGUGGACACGGUGCAUGGCCAGCGGAGUGGGAUUCGACCGAGGGCAGCUGAGGGCCCCCGGCAUGGCGUCCGUGUGGCCCACAGUCAGGUUUCCCAACAGAGAGUUCCACGCCCCCAAGUCUGGCUGGCUUUUGGGGGAGGGGGCAGAGGAGGGCUCCUGUCUCAGGCGGGGUCCCCAGCAGCAGACCCUGAGAAGAAAGCCAGGGUCAUUGCCAGGAGCUGCUGUGAGGACGGGUGGGAGGGGAGACUUAAACUUCAGGCAUCGGGAGGCUCCCGAUCCAUGUCGGGAGUCAAGUGGCUCCUGGAACCCAAGGCAGGCAGGAGCAGUGCAGGGGCACCAGUGUGGCUGCCCCCAUCCACACAGCAGGCCCCAGCAGGGAGACUGAAAGAUUGAAUCAUUUGUUUAUUUGACAGGCAGAGUGACACAGAGAGAGAUCUUCCAUCACUGGUUCACUGCCCAAAUGCCCACAAGAGCCAGGGCUAGGCCAGGUGAAAGCCAGGAGCCUAGACUCCAUCCGGGUCUCACCUGUAGGUGCAUGGGCCCAAGAACGUGGACCCUCGUCUGCUCCCUGCCGGGCCUGUUAGCAGGAAGGUAGAUCAGAGGUGGAGCAGCUGGAUCUCACACGAGUGCUCUGACAGGGAUGCUGGCAUUCCGGAGGCAGCUUAACCUGCAGUGCCACAACACCAGCCCCCCGAGGGGCAAAUCCUGACAUUCACUGGACGAAUGACUGGGGAUACCGGACGGGGGCGGAAAAGCCCUGAGCCCCAGGAGAGGCUCUGAGGCACAGGGACAUCUGCCGGGAAGGCCUGAGGCUGGGACGUGCCUGCCCAGCGUGUGGGGCAUAGCCAGGCGGCCAGUGUGGCUGGAGCCAAGCGAGGAAGGCAGGUGAGACCCAUAAGGACUUCAGCUCCUGAGCGAGAUGGGCAGAGAUGGACACGGUCUGAAGUCCAGAGGGACCGCCAGCAGCUCGGACCUCGAGGAGAAGUCGACGGUGACCGGGCCAACUUGGGGAUGCCUUGUGGAGGCAGAGCGGCAGGGCUCGCUGGUGAGCUGGAUGGGGAGAGGAGAGGUGAUGGCAGCUGUGGGGUCCGAAGGGCUGGGGCCUGCCUGGUCAGAGGGGAGGGCUGGGGUGUCGGCAGGCCAGUGUCUUGCCAAGCUGUCCAACUGGAUGUCUUUGCCACCAGAGCAAAGACAGAGAGGCCCCUGGCCAUGGGGCGGCCUCCACUGGCAUUCUAGAAACUGCUGAGCACAGCAGGCAAGUGCCCCCAGCUUCGCCCUGGAGGGCUGCAGGCGCUCACAGCUCAGCCUUCCAGGUGACGAAGCCAGAGAAACUGCCCCGGGCUGGCCACUGCCUUCCGUGAGCCCUCAGUGUCCAGGAUGGCCCAGAACUUCCAACUCCACGACCUGUCCCCAAACCAGCUCUGGAGCCGGCGAACCCUAGUUUGAAUCCCAAAUGUGCCUUGUGACUGGCUGAACCAGGACGGCAGCCUCCGCCCUCACCACACUUCAUUUUCUCAUCUGAGAAAUGGGAGAGUCGGGGCUGGCGCUGAAGCACAGUGGGUAAAGCAGCUGCCUGCAGUGCCAGCAUCCCACAUGGGCGCCAGUUCAAGUCCUGGCUGCUCCACUUCUGAUCCAGCUCCCUGCUAGUGCACCUGGGAGAGCAGCGGAGGAUGGCCCAAGUACUUGGGCCCCUGCAGUCAUGUGGUGACCGGAAGAAGCUCCUGGCUUCAGAUCCGCCCAGCUCCAGCCUUCACGGCUGCUUGAUGGAAGACCUCUCUGCCUCUGCCUCCACCUUCCUCUAACUCUGAUUUUCAAGUGAAUAAAUAAAUCUUUAAAAAGCAA
This is a messenger RNA of Oryctolagus cuniculus (rabbit), 4125 nucleotides long. RefSeq names its product angiotensin II receptor associated protein (gene AGTRAP). Lineage: Eukaryota; Metazoa; Chordata; Mammalia; Lagomorpha; Leporidae. Gene Ontology annotation, biological process: angiotensin-activated signaling pathway; regulation of blood pressure. Gene Ontology annotation, cellular component: plasma membrane. The record is from RefSeq and is a predicted model, not a curated record.